Messenger RNA from Vicia faba (fava bean), 747 nucleotides. The record is from the annotation of a GenBank genome assembly. NCBI's taxonomy places the organism in Eukaryota, Viridiplantae, Streptophyta, Magnoliopsida, Fabales, Fabaceae.
AUGGGAACAAAAAUUGAAUAUUCCGUAAAUCCACUAACAUACUCAGUAGAUUGCAACAACUUCACUUUGAGUGGUGUUGAUGCCAGGGAACAUUAUCAGAACAAAGAAGUGAAAGUGAUUAACAAUCAUUGUAGUAUUGGAGUUAAUAGUUUGCAAGAUCCAAUGGACAAGAAGCUUAACAGAAACAACAUAGAAUCUAUCAAAAAGACAAUGCAGAUGCAUGAAGACAUCUUCAAAAAUCAGGUAAAGGAACUUCAUAGAGUAUACAAUGUGCAAAAGAUGCUAAUGGAUGAGCACAAAAAUCAAACCAAUCAAAAUAAAUUUUGGAGCCCUAUAGGUAUAAACCAACCUUAUUUUGUUCAACAACCAACACAAAUUUCAUUUAGCCAUGUCCAAAUUUUGAAAGAGGAUUUAAUGAUAAAGGAAAGAAGUGGAAGCAAUUCAGGAGAUAUAAUAAUAAAAAAAAGAGAAACUGAUUUUGAUCUUGAAAAGCCAGCAGCAAGUGAUUGUGAUGAAGAAGAUAUGGAAGUGGAUUUAACUUUAUGUAUAGGAGGAAGCAACCAAACAAAGAAUAAGAAGAAAAAGUCUUAUAACUUGCUUCCAUUACCAAAUUCUUAUGUCUCUUUUCAAUCAGAUAGAAUUGGAGAUUGUAGUGACCCUACCACACCAAUGAGCAGCUCUAGUGUUACAUUUGAUCAAGAUAAAAAGGUUCCACAUUGGUUUUCUCAAGGUUUAAAGCUUAAAUAG